Molecule: messenger RNA, 818 nt
Organism: Jaculus jaculus (lesser Egyptian jerboa)
Lineage: Eukaryota; Metazoa; Chordata; Mammalia; Rodentia; Dipodidae
Gene: Atp23
Product: ATP23 metallopeptidase and ATP synthase assembly factor homolog
Exons: 6
Coding region: 1-684 (227 amino acids)
Biological process (GO): mitochondrial protein processing; mitochondrial proton-transporting ATP synthase complex assembly
Cellular component (GO): extrinsic component of mitochondrial inner membrane
Molecular function (GO): metalloendopeptidase activity
Source: RefSeq, a predicted model, not a curated record
AUGGCUGGAGCUGCAGGCGGGCCGGGCCCUGAGCGGCCGGCCCCGGGCAAGCCCCAGCUGGGGUUCCUCUCUGGCUUCUUCACCCGGGACCGGGAUUGCCAGUGCAUGCUCGGGGAGACGCUGGAGACGAAUCCAUAUGUGAAACUUCUCCUUGAUGCCAUGAAGCACUCAGGUUGUGCUGUUAAGAAAGAAAGACACUUUUCUUGUGAAGAUUGUAAUGGAAAUGUCAGUGGAGGUUUUGAUUCUUCAACAUCUCAGAUUGUUUUAUGCCAAAAUAACAUCCGUAACCAGGCUCAUAUGAACAGGGUGGUCACCCACGAGCUCAUUCAUGCCUUUGAUCACUGUCGGGCUCAUGUCCACUGGUUCACCAAUGUAAGACAUCUGGCCUGCUCAGAGAUUCGUGCUGCAAACCUUAGUGGAGACUGUUCACUUCUAAAUGAAAUACUCAGGUUUCAUUUUGGAUUAAAACAACACCAUCAGACUUGUGUGCGAGACCGAGCCAUCCUUUCUAUUUUGGCUGUUAGGAAUAUCAGCAAAGAGGAAGCCCAGAAGGCUGUUGAUGAUGUUUUUGAAUCUUGCUUCAAUGACCUUGAACCUUUUGGAAGGAUCCCACAUGCUAAGACUUAUGCAAGAUAUGCUCACAGAGACUUUCAAGACCGCCACCGAUACUACUCAAAUAUAUGAAGACAAUAACAUAUAUUACCGUAUAUUAACGUAUAUUACUGAGUGCCAGUGAUCAUGACAGAAAAAAAUACAGUUCUUGGGGCUGGAGAGAUGGCUCAGCAGUUAAAUGCACCUGAUUUAGCAAAACUCUGUGG